This is a messenger RNA of Thunnus maccoyii (southern bluefin tuna), 2358 nucleotides long. RefSeq names its product nudix (nucleoside diphosphate linked moiety X)-type motif 8 (gene nudt8). The transcript is spliced from 5 exons. Bases 562 to 1869 code for a protein of 435 amino acids. The record is from RefSeq and is a predicted model, not a curated record. Gene Ontology annotation, molecular function: coenzyme A diphosphatase activity. Lineage: Eukaryota; Metazoa; Chordata; Actinopteri; Scombriformes; Scombridae.
ACAUGCUGCUUAAAAACUGAAGCAACCUGGUGGGGCUGGUCAAACAGGUUAUGAGGAGUUUCUCUCUCUUUAUGUCAGAGGUACUUGUCAGUCAAAUCAGAAAUGGUCAGCCUCAUGAAAUAAUGUCAACUUAUAUGUCACUGUAAAAUGAACUAAUAAUCUAAUCAUAAGUGUAAUCAUAUAAUGUUUGGAGUUUGACUGUGAUGUGAGGCUCCUUAGAAACUAACUGUAAUCAAUGUUUUCCUACCAAAGUAAACAGGCCUAGUUAACUAAUGCAGGGUCCAAAGAGGAUAGACUGGUUUUUCCACCUCUGAAGAUGUGACUGGCGAUGUAAAGUAAGAACAAUGUGGGGUUUUCCCAAACAUUUCAUCAUUAAGUAAUGCAAACAUCCAGUCUCACCCCACCCUCUGUUUAUUAGCAUUACAUACAGCUAAAUAGAAAAAUUGUUUGAAAAAACAUUUGUCAUCAUCACAGCGCAGUGAGGGCAACAGUGACGUGUAUGACGCUACUCUGCGCCAUAUUGACUAGUGGCAGCCGGCUAGCUGGACGAGAGGCUAGCAGAUGUGGAUUCAACUUUCAAGGAUGUUUAUUAGGGGUCAUCAGAUCCUGACCUGGUCUUGUCCCAUAAGGCCACUGCUGCUAUUGAGAGAGUCUCACCUAACUGCUUUUUCUGAGCAUGCUGGUGCUGGUUGGCAUACUGCAAGAGAGCUGAAGGAAAGGAGAUAUGAGGGGUCAUCAUUGUCCGCAGAGACUGUAUCCUGUUCAACACAGCUGUCUUUUUUUAGCUGGGACUGUGGUAACCAUACGCUGAGAGAGGCUUCAUUUCACAAUCUCACAUCCAAAGCCAAUUUGUCCAGCCAUCAGCCACCCCCCCAGGUUCCUGCUUCUGGAAAAUCCAAACUAGCAUCUAAUCCUUGGAAGUGCACUGUAGUGGAAGAUUUAGCUCAAAAUCCCAAAGCUGUGAGCACUUACCGGGACUGUUUAACCAACACCACUUGCCUUCAGCCCUGGAGAAGGCUUUGGAACAUUUGCCAACCUUCACACAGUUUCCCCAAUAAGACUCAAUGUACUUAUCUUCAAAGCCAUUUAUAUUACAGACAGCUCUUUGUAAGACCUCUCAGCUUGUCCACAUGUAAGCCAUGGAUUUUGAACCACUUUCACAGUAGACCACAACACUACAGCCUCUCUUUUCACCAAACCAGAGCUGUUCAUCAGGCUGCUCCUCAUGUGGCGGACGGAUGGAGAGGCUGUCUAUCCCCGGAGAAUGAAAACAGGUGUCGACUGAGGCUAGGGCCCAACUUGAAGCUCUACGAAGUGGAAAAGGGGAGAAAAGGGGCAAGUCAGAGUCAGGGAAAGAACCAGGGGAAAUGGGCGUCUGUUCUGGUCUCUCUCUGCUCUGUUGAGGGGGAGCCAGCAUUUCUCUUCACCCUGCGCUCCAGCACACUGAAGGGCAGGCACAAGGGAGAUGUCAGCUUUGCAGGAGGGAAGAGUGAUCCAUCAGACAGAGAUGUUGUGGUCACUGCACUGAGGGAAGCCCAGGAGGAGCUGGGUGUUAAUGUGGCAACAGAUCGGGUCUGGGGUGUCUUGAAGCCUCUCAGAGACAUGUCAGGGAUGAUGAUUGCUCCUGUUCUGGCUAACCUAGGUCCUUUAGAAGAGUUGUCCUUCAAACCAAACCCUGGAGAGGUCGAGGAGAUCUUCACAUUGUCCUUGUCCCACUUGUGCAACCCUCACAACCGUGGCUACACACACUUCCGCACCGGUGACAAGUACGGAUACACACUCCCUGUGUUUCGUAAUGGGAAGCAUCGAGUGUGGGGCCUGACAGCCGUGGCCCUGGACCAGACCCUUAAGCUUAUUGUCCCGUCGUAGCGACUGCCUCGAUCACAGCUCUGCUAAAGCACACCCAUCAAGAUUUGAUCAGGACAAAUGUGCAAUCAACCUUUGUGUAGCAAAAGCAUGUCAGGAAUCAGAGUGAAUACAAAACAGAUUUUUAUUCACCCAUUCUCAUUCAUAAAGUUACAUUUAUUUCCUUCCUGGGAAUUUCACAGUAAGGAGGAGACUGUUCUCAUUUACGCACUUUCUGAACCUCGGGGGUAUAAGAAUCUUUGUUGAAUAGAUCAGGUGUAUAAAGACGGUGGCCAGCUGUGUUGAUGUCGGAGAUAAAACAGUAAUUUGAUUUGUAGAACAUGUAAGAAGCAAAAACAGUAUUUUAAUACACCUGAAUUCCUACCUGAACACCUUUAGUAUGAAGACUACAGACUUCCUUUAUUUUUUUUAAUUGUUACAAAUCCUGCUUUAAUUCAGCUUCAGAUCUUCUGUACCAGCAGUUACCAAUUAAAUGCAUUUUAACAAGUUAAA